ACCACCAUCAUCUCCACCGACCUUCAGCGCCAGUUCUCGUCACUACCACUAACACCAACCUUCACACCCCCAACAACACUUUAACACGCACGCACGUCGCAACAUGUCUGGACGCGGAAAAGGUGGCAAGGGUCUCGGCAAAGGUGGUGCUAAACGUCACCGUAAGACUCUUCGCUACAACAUCCAAGGUAUCACGAAACCCGCUAUCCGUCGUCUCACUCGCCGUGGCGGUGUAAAGCGUAUCUCUGGUCUCAUCUACGAAGAAACCCGUGGUGUCCUCAAGAUCUUCCUUGAGAACGUUAUCCGGGAAUCCGUCACCUACACUGAGCACGCUAACCGGAAAACUGUCACGGCUCUCGACGUCGUCUACGCCCUCAGGCGUUCUGGUCGUACCCUCUACGGAUUUGGUGCUUAGACUCGUGUAAUAUGAUUGCUUCACUAUACACUGCCCACUUUAUGAUUCUGUUCUCGACAUGUACUACCAUUUGAAUGCCUAUUACAAUCUAUGUUCUGAUACUCCC
Laccaria bicolor S238N-H82 is the source of this 521-nucleotide messenger RNA. RefSeq names its product histone H4. The record is from RefSeq and is a predicted model, not a curated record. NCBI's taxonomy places the organism in Eukaryota, Fungi, Basidiomycota, Agaricomycetes, Agaricales, Hydnangiaceae. Gene Ontology annotation, cellular component: nucleosome. Gene Ontology annotation, molecular function: DNA binding; structural constituent of chromatin; protein heterodimerization activity. The transcript has 4 exons. Gene Ontology annotation, biological process: nucleosome assembly. Bases 104 to 415 code for a protein of 103 amino acids.